Messenger RNA from Oxyura jamaicensis (ruddy duck), 3346 nucleotides. RefSeq names its product cochlin (gene COCH). The coding region runs from base 134 to 1774 and encodes 546 amino acids. Lineage: Eukaryota; Metazoa; Chordata; Aves; Anseriformes; Anatidae. The record is from RefSeq and is a predicted model, not a curated record. The transcript has 11 exons.
CCGUCCCGCCCCGGUGCCCGUGCGCCCGGGUCGGGGUUUAAAGCCGGCGCGGGGCGGCUCUGGCGGUGUCGGUGCGGGCGCCUUUCCCCUCACCUCACUUCACCUCACGUCCCAUCCCGAGCCUCCCGCCGCCAUGCCACUCGCCGCCCUUCUCCUCGGCGUCUUCCUGCUCUGCGGCCCCGUGCGCGGGAGCGACGGCUCGGUUUCCACUGCUAUCACAUGCUUUACAAGAGGACUUGACCUUAGAAAGGAGACAGAAGAAGUCCUUUGCCCAGCAAACUGUCCUCUGUGGCAAUUCUAUGUCUUUGGGGAUGGAGUUUAUGCUUCCCUUUCCAGUGUCUGCGGAGCUGCCAUACACAGAGGGGUGAUCACCAGCACAGGAGGACCUGUAAAGGUACAGACUCUCCCAGGACAGGAAAACUACCCUGCUGUAAAUGCCAACGGGAUCCAGUCUCAGGUGCUCUCUAGAUGGGCCUCGUCUUUCUCAGUGACUUCUACCAAGAAUGUAGCACUUGAAGCAGUGGGACGAUCAGUAUCAACAGCACGUCCUUCUACAGGCAAAAGACCUAAGAAGCCCCUUGACAAAAAGGCUGGGAACAAAGACUGCAAAGCUGAUAUUGCAUUUCUCAUUGACGGAAGUUACAACAUUGGCCAACGUAGAUUUAAUCUACAGAAAACCUUUGUUGGAAAAGUAGCAGUAAUGUUGGGAAUUGGAACAGAAGGGCCUCACAUUGGAGUUGUACAAGCCAGUGAACAUCCAAAAAUUGAAUUCUAUCUGAAAAACUUCACUGCCACAAAAGAGGUUUUGUUUGCCAUAAAGGAAUUAGGGUUCAGAGGAGGCAAUUCUAAUACAGGGAAAGCUUUGAAACACACAGCUCAGAAAUUCUUCUCUUUGGAAAAUGGAGCACGCAAAGGAAUACCCAAAAUCAUUGUAGUGUUUCUAGACGGCUGGCCCUCAGAUGAUAUAGAAGAAGCUGGUAUAGUGGCCAGAGAAUUUGGGGUCAACGUAUUCAUUGUAUCAGUAGCAAAACCUACAACAGAGGAGCUGGGAAUGGUACAAGACAUUGGUUUUGUUGACAAAGCUGUCUGUCGAAAUAAUGGCUUCUUCUCUUACAACAUGCCCAGCUGGUUUGGUACCACCAAAUACGUAAAACCUCUUGUCCAAAAGCUGUGUUCACAUGAGCAAAUGUUGUGUAGCAAGACAUGCUACAACUCUGUCAACAUAGCCUUCUUGGUAGAUGGCUCUAGCAGCGUUGGAGACAGCAACUUCCGCCUCGUGCUUGAAUUCAUCAGCAACGUUGCGAAGGCUUUCGAGAUCUCUGAUAUUGGUUCCAAAAUUGCCACUGUGCAGUUCACAUAUGAUCAGCGUACUGAGUUCAGCUUCACAGACUAUACCACAAAAGAAAAGGUCCUCUCCGCUAUCCGGAACAUUCGCUACAUGAGUGGUGGCACUGCUACUGGUGAUGCCAUUUCUUUCACAACCAGAAACGUAUUUGGACCAGUGAAGGAUGGGCCUAACAAAAAUUUCCUUGUUAUUUUGACUGACGGUCAGUCUUACGAUGAUGUUAGAGGACCUGCUGCUGCUGCACAAAAAGCAGGAAUAACAGUCUUCUCUGUUGGCGUUGCCUGGGCACCUCUGGAUGAUCUGAAAGACAUGGCUUCUGAACCAAGAGAUUCCCACACUUUCUUCACCAGGGAGUUCACUGGACUGGAGCAGAUGAUUCCUGAUAUUAUUCGAGGAAUCUGUAAAGACUUUUUGGACUCUAAACAAUAAAGCAAAAAUCUGCUGUUGGAUAUUACUUUUCUGAAACUGAAGAUUUAUGAAACCGAAAGGGACCCUCUAAAGUGCAGAUGGUUUAUUCUUACAUAUGCUGUCAUAGUGUAAGAGAUGAAGAAGGGCUACUUUUUGUAGUCAGUAAAGGAUUUAUGUGAGUUUGUUAGAAAUUGUACUUGAUAGGGAGAAGCAGUAUUUGGCCAACAGCUAUUAUUACUUUCAAUUCAUUUAUAGUAGCCCAAGUUUAAAGCUAAGCAUAUUGUGCACUUAAGGCUAUCACAUAGCAGCAGACAAAACAAUACAGCACUGACAUUUCUGCUGUCACUAACUAGAUGUCUUCUUACAAGGUAUACAUAAUCUAAUUUUAAAUACACAGUACUACCUGUCUUCUGUAAGCCUUCUGUAGCUUAUGAUUCUGUGUCUUUUCAAGGAAUUCUCUUGACAGUGUGAAGUACUCUCAGUGCUUCAGUUGUGCAACAUCCAUUAUUGCAGGCAGCUUAAGAAGAAGUGUGACAGAUUAUGGCUAAACAGUCUGUUUUACUAGUUGAGAUUUUGCUGUGGUGAAUGAUAGUGCUAUCUGGUUGGCAAAGUUUACACCAAAAGACACUUAACUUAGGCCCACAGAUUUCUGUGGAUUUAUGUUGUUGACUUCUGGCACAGGUUUGAAAAGUACUUACAUCACAGCAUUUCUUUUUGAGGAUCUGGGUCCCAAGUAAUACUACUGUUUCCUACACCACUAAGUCAACGGUGAUAUUGCUAACAUAUCUGAUAGCCUGGGUUUUCUCUCUCUACUGCCUUGUACUGUCUUUAUUUUACAUAGUUGUUAUUGGCUAGACAGUUACAGACAGGAACCUUGGGCAAAGAGAUUAAAGUUAGACCACACACGGGGGAAUGAAAAUAGUCAAAUCCAAAUCCAAAGGCAUCUCCAACCUUGAAACACAACUGGUUUAUAUCAGGUUACAUGGUUAGGGAAGAAGGGAGCAGACAGACACAUAAGAGGGAUUCACUAGCUCACAGAAUAAUGGAUUUCUAACAUUAGUAAAGACAUUUUCAAAAAUGUGUGAGGUUAUCUGAAGAAGAAUAGCCUUCUUGAAAAGGGGCCUUAAUUUGAUUACAUACCUAGUAACAUAUUGAUAUUUUUAUGCCUACAUACAAGGGGUUAAAACGAUUAAAUAUUUCAGAUCUUUCAGAUACCUGGAGAGAAUAAUGUCCUUCAAGCAUUCUUUAGAAAACUGUUUUUUGCAAGUAAGAUACAUAGCAGAAAACAAAACAGCACUUUUCCUACCACUCUAGGGUUUCUUUUUUUCCUUCCCCCCCCCCCCCCCCCCUUCUUUUUUGUGCUAUUGAUUGUAAAAUUCUUAGUAGUUAUGGAGUGGCACAGAAGGGAUUGUAUUCAUCAGGCUUUUGUUGUGUAUUUUUAAUAACUUAUGACUGGCUAUAUAUUACACUAAACAUGAAUAUGAAUGGCAAGGAUGCCUUGUAUUUUUCUAUUAAUUGUUAUCCCUAAUUUUGUUACGUGUUUAUAGACAAGAGUAUUCAGCUAUUGCUGUAUAAAUUCAUAUACAAUAUCAA